This is a messenger RNA of Adineta steineri, 819 nucleotides long. The record is from the annotation of a GenBank genome assembly. NCBI's taxonomy places the organism in Eukaryota, Metazoa, Rotifera, Eurotatoria, Adinetida, Adinetidae.
AUGAGUACUUCCACUCGUUCUGCAUAUGGAUAUCAACCCUCAUUAGGUGUCGGCAUUACAGGCUUAGUAUUGUUCGUACUUUCUACUAUUGUUCAUGGGUAUCAGGUGUGGACCUCUCGUAUGUGGUGGCUCGUUGUGCUGGUUAUUGGUGGCAUAACGGAAAUUAUAGGCUAUGCUGCACGUAUUUAUUCGUGGCAUGACGAUACAAGUCUUGAUGCUUUUCUUGCUCAGACGGUGACGCUUAUUAUUGCUCCAUCGUUCUUCUCGGCCGCACUCUAUGUUGUCUUUGGUCAGAUCAUCAUAAUAGUCGGUCGCCAAUACUCUUGUAUACCACCACUAGUAUAUACCGUGGUCUUUGUUAUUGCUGAUCUUAUCUCACUUAUUAUUCAAGCCAUUGGUGGAGGACAAGCCGCAACUGCAGCUCGAACGAAUAGUGAUACCACUCUUGGCACUCAUAUCAUGAUCGCAGGUAUAUGUUGGCAAAUGCUCAGUAUGUUAGUGUAUGUAGUACUUGUUUUGAUAUACGUCAUUCGAGUAGGCAUGGCAAAAGCAGAGAUACCAAAAAAUAUCAAAAUCUUUAUACUUGGUAUGGGUUUAGUUACUUUGAUGAUAUUUAUUCGUUGUAUUUAUCGAACAGUAGAAUUACAAGCCGGUUGGACUGGUUAUAUUAUUACUCAUGAAGUCUUCUUCGCAUGUCUUGAUGGUCUUCCAAUGAUUAUUGCACUAGUCGCUUUCAAUAUUUUUCAUCCUGGCCGAUAUAUCAAGAAUGAUAAGAACAUUAAUGAAAUGCCUCUCAAUCCUCAAAUGAAAAACAUAUAA